This is a messenger RNA of Owenia fusiformis, 4056 nucleotides long. Lineage: Eukaryota; Metazoa; Annelida; Polychaeta; Sabellida; Oweniidae. The record is from the annotation of a GenBank genome assembly.
GAGUUGGAGAUAAUUGAAAAUUCUGAAUUUAUAUGAAAAUGUCACUGCUUGCAUUAAGUAGGGAUUACGUUAUCUAGAAUUAAGUUCUAAUUGUAAAUUAUAAAGCAAUACAUAUAUAAAUCUGUAAAACAACGAGUAUGGCGUGGCCAGAGGAAUGGAAUAAACCACCUCUCAAUGGCCAAGACAACUUCUUCACAAGGGACUCCUUAAACAAGUCAUUACUCAGCAUUUCAUUUAAAGAUAGCCUUAUUGCCAAACAUGAAGAGGUACUCAACCAAAAUGAUCAGACAAGAAAUAGCAAAGACAAGAACUUACACAGAACUGCUAGUAAGUCCUGGGCUACCACCACACAGACAAAGACUAAACAGCAGGCCUUACGAACUCUAACUGGUGAAGUAAAGAAAACUGAUGUCAUCAAUGAAUUAACUGGUGAUGGCUUUCAAUCUGAAGUUUUCCCUAGUGUAGAGAUAGGAUCUGAGCUUGAGGGGACCUCAGGAGAAAAAUCAUCUGUUACUAUGCCAACAACUGAUCAAUCAGUCUCUGUUACAUCUCAACAAAUGCCACUAUCCAUGACAAAAGGUCAACAAUCACAAGAAUCUAAGACAAUUGGCAAUAAAGCACCAGCAUCCAAGCCAACAGUGCAUCAAGCAUCAACACAUCCAGUAUCUAUGACAACUGCUCAACAGUUAAAAACACCAGGACAACAACAUCAACAACUUGCACCAAAGUUUCCCCAUGUUGAGAAAAUGACACAUACAGUGUUCAAAUCUCUAUACCAGCCAUAUGUCCCUUAUCCUCGGAAGUCAUCUCUCACUAAGGAAGAGCAGAAGAUCUACAUAGAGCUGUAUAACACGUUUCUCACAUACCUGCCACAGAAGCCUAGUCCACAGGAGAUUGUUCAGAUCAAUAAGUUUAGAGAACUUCAGAUGAAGGUCGGUCCAGAGCAAGAGGAAUUUCUCCGCUACUCCGAGAAGAAUGCUAUGGCUGCAGAAAAGGACUAUACAUCUAUGGCACCAGGCAUACACACUUACAUGCAGGAGUAUGUUGAGCACCAGAGAGGCCGAGUGCUGGGUUAUGGGAAAUACUUCACAGUAAAAGAGACAAUUCCCAUUGUACCAACCAGCAAGGCAAAGGCAGAGGUUACCUUUCAACAUACAAAAACACUUCUAUCUGUUGGUCACAGUGCCAAAGCCAUACUUCCGAAUAUGUCAGAUGUGGUGAAACCCAAAUGUAGUACAGACUACAGUAAGGUGAACAAACGCUUCCCAGCCAGGAUGCCAUCAAACUCCAAUGUUAAACAGCCCUGUAGUAAAGACCCCAACAUAAAGCAGCUGCUAGCUCAGUAUAAUACAGAUAUUGUCGUAUCUUCAAGUGGCCUGAAGUGUCUCCUUGACAACAAUGCACCUCAGUUCUCCCGGCAAUGGAUGCUCCCUCUAUUGGUAAAAGAAUACACUACAAAAGUCAAUGGAAAAUCAGUGCAGAAAAAAGUUGUCAUCAUCGAUAAGCCCUUCCUGAGUAAGACUCCUAGUCACCGGGAAAAAAUGACAAAAUUCAAUAAACUUGCCAUGAGGGUGCUUAUAACCCACCCUCACCAUAGUAGUAGUAAGGUUCACCAGAGGUUUGGUGCAAAACCAAGAGAUAUUAACGAGGACAUUGAUAAACCAUUCAAACCUGAGCCUAAAGCUAAAGUUGAGGUGGAAGAAGAUCUGUUUGAUAGUUUUAGUACUGAAAUUGAGGAUCUAGAAACCUUUGGGACUGACCUAAAGUCUAAACCUGACCAUGGGGAUAUCAAAAUACAGCAAAUGGCUCCAAAUGAACAAAGGAAAGGGAGUGAAUCUGAAGAAGCAAUAGAAAAAGGACAAACAAUAGAUCAAGCAAUAGACAAAGGACAAGCAAUAGAAAGAAUGAAAUGGAAAAUAAAACUAAUUGACAAAACUCCUGAGAUGACAGAACGGGCUGAAAACAUUAAAUCUAGAAUAAAAACUAGCGAGUUAGAAGUACCUGUUGAUCCUCGUCUUUUGGCACAGCGACAACUUGUCAAGUUUUCAGAUGCCCCGAGUAGUCCACCUUCAUCAGAGAAAUCUGGGAAGGAUACUUAUACCGUAAUAGUUGGGAAACCUGCAGUCCUCCCUCCAGAAAUCCCAGAUCUACCAUCUAAAUCAGAGCUUCCAUCGCCAGCCAGCCCUGACAAAUCGGAAAAAACAGUAACCAUACCAACUAAAUCUAAGUCAAAGGAUGCUAAUUUAACACAAGAGGAAGUGUUAUCAAAGUUAAAAGUAACACGAAAAAGAGGUAGACCCAAGAAGCAAGCUGUAGGUGUUAAUGUUAGUAGAUCCAGUGAUGAUGAAAUGUUGAUUAUUGACUCAAAUGAAGAGAGUAUUGUGACAUCCCCAAAGGUGGCUAAAGUUCUCGAAUCACCAGGCAGGGUAACAAGAGGUAGAGCUAAAGGACAGAUGGAAGAUAUCAAAUCUAAAAGCCCAAAGAGGAGGAGUUCCUCUAAUACCAGUGAAAAGCAACAGUCUGUAUCAAAACAACAUUUGAAGGAACAACAGGAAGUAGAUGUCACUACUGAAGCAGAGGAGCCCUAUGUUAAGACACUAAGAAGAACUCGUAGCACUAUGCGUCAACCUGGCCAAGCCACUGACGUUGCAUCAGAGCACAACAAUGUAGCACAACAACAGGAUUCCAAUAGGAAAGCUAACAUGAAAUCUAAACCCAAGCCAAGUGAAAUUAACCAAGAUAGUAAUAUUAAAGAAGAUAAAAUGCAGAUGAAAAAAGUAAAGCAAAUCAAAAAAGAUAUCAAGAAUGAGCCUGCCACAGGGUCAGUGUCUUCUAUGAUGGACCAGAUCAUGUUGGAUCAGGAGAAGAUGUACAAGCUAGGAGCUAACAAAGCAGCCAAAGGUGUCAAACAGGACACUGACACAUCUGGUCAGGGAGCCAAGCAGAAGAUACAUGAUCCUAUCACAAUAGAGACAUGUGAGAGUGCAGAGAACUACCACUCAGUAGCAGACAACCAGCUGACAUACAGCCUUUGGAAACUAGGUGACCUCAGCAUGAUGGUUCGCUGUGCUCUACAUGGCCUCAUCAGACAGUAUAGGAAAGAGCCAUACUAUGUGCAACUCAGCGCUAAGAUGGAGUACCAGACCAUAUUUGGUGGAGAACAAUGCACGGCAAGUGAGAUUUCUCGGGACUGGAUCAAAACAAAGAUUAGAGAACAAUUUGCUGCUAGGCUUAUCAGAGGUCGUAUAAAUAACACAACCAAUGAGAUUGUAAUCCUUGAUGAAAUAGAGCACAAAGACAUCAUCUAUCCAAGAUGUCCAUUCAACCCAUCACUUGGAGUGGAGUCAUUGCAAGGAAUACUUUCAAAACUAAGCAAACUGCCAGUUGGAGAGUACCUUCUAUCCCAUGAGGCAGGGGAACCUCAUUGCUCAGUAAGCUCAUCUACAGAACAGAAAAGCGGAACAUUUGACCUGCGCCAUUGCUAUCAGGGAUACACAGACAAAGUUGUCCCUAUUUUAAGACAGUGGAUACCUGUAGACCCCAAUACCUUCUUACCCUGGCAGAAAAAAUAUAAUCGGAUUCCUGCUACAUUUGAACCCAGAGAGAAUCCUCAAGGUCCAACACCUACAAACCUUAACAAAUCUAAAGCUAAGAAAAACAGAAAGAGAGCAAGAAAAGGGAAAGGUCAGGCUCAACUACAGACUAAAUAAGAACAUUCUGAUCAUUUGAGAAUUUGUGUGAACAUUUGCAAAAUGUCAUACAAAGACACAGAAUUUAAUUAUUUGACUUAUUCACUCAUCAUGUAGAUGAUUUGAAAUUGUACAAAUUAUUUUUUUGUGAAAUAAAAAAUACCAGCUCUUAAAAUUAAACUCGAGGUUUUUCACUUUCAAUAUUCAUGGUUACUGGUUAUAUAACAUGGGCAAUAUGAGGAAUCUACCUUGAAUAAGAUAUCAAAUUUUCAGCAAGACACAGGGUAAACAAUAUUGUUAAAAGUGAUAAGAAUUUACUGAGAAGCAUCCAUGAAAUUUUCAAAUAAAUCUGUCAAGUGGUUUGGCU